Ipomoea nil (Japanese morning glory) is the source of this 1361-nucleotide messenger RNA. RefSeq names its product protein COFACTOR ASSEMBLY OF COMPLEX C SUBUNIT B CCB4, chloroplastic. The transcript has 8 exons. The record is from RefSeq and is a predicted model, not a curated record. Bases 27 to 935 code for a protein of 302 amino acids. Gene Ontology annotation, cellular component: chloroplast. Gene Ontology annotation, biological process: cytochrome b6f complex assembly. Lineage: Eukaryota; Viridiplantae; Streptophyta; Magnoliopsida; Solanales; Convolvulaceae.
CAAUUGACAAGUGCAGUUUAACAACAAUGGAAGUGGGAAUUCUUAACUACCUCAUUCCGUUGAACCUAGAUCCGCAACGGCCCCGGAAUUCCCGCCGUGUCCCCUCUUUCCGGCGCUAUGUUACCGUUAAAGCUUCUCUCAACAAUUCUCAGCUUCGGCGUGAGAAUUUGAAGGGAGGAAGUUUCAGAGGGCCGGAGCCGAAGAGGGAAUGGGUGGCGGAUUGGGUAUCCAACAACGACAGUUUCGUCCGGAGCUUGCCGAUAUACGUCGGAGCGCUCUCCUUAUUGGCCGUUCUCGUCAACCGCGCCGUCUCCGGCAUCGCUCCGGUCGCUGACGCCGGCAGUUCACAAUCUAGAGCAGAUCUAUUAACACUUGGAUUAGCUGUUACCAACAUCUUGAACGGUCUGGUGUGGCUUUCAAUCAAACCGAAAUCUAUAUCUGUUGUAGAUCCUAUAGGUGUGGACUGCCAAAGAAUUGCUUCUGAUCUUCCUGAAUUUGUAAUUUCUGAAUUGUUCUGGACAUGGGAUUCUCUAUCAAAUGCAACACGCUGCAGGUCUCUGGUUAUUGUUUAUGAUAGCAAAUGUAUCCUUCAAAUUGGAGUUGCUGCUGUUUCUUCAUCUGAUGAUGCAGUCCUUGUAGAUGCUAAUAAAUUGAUGCAAGGAUCACUUUAUCAAGAUGUUACAAAAUCUGGAUCACAGAGGUAUUUGGCCAACUUAUCUCUUUAUCCUGGGAAGUCAGAGUUACCCUUUUUGCCUUUAAAUACGCAGGCAGUAAUUUUGCAACCUAUUGGAGACAAAGGAAUUGCCAUAAUUGGUGGUGAUACAGUCAGAGGAUUUACGACUUCUGAUCAGGCAUGGAUCACUUUGAUUGGGGAGAAAUUAGAUGCUACAUUAACAAAAGUUGUGAGUGACAUCCCUGCUGGCGGUGUAAGAUAGUAUUCUGUAUCUCAAAUUGGUCUUUAUUGAAGGUAAUUUAUAGCUGCCACUUAAGUCCAUAUCAAACAAGCUGUGUGACAGUUUGGAGAAUUAUUGCAUCAACUAGGAACUCUGAUCUUCGAGUGUUCCAUAGUACGGAUUACUAGAUCUUGCUAUGAAAAUGAGGAGCGUGUAUCGUGUAUGCACGAGAAGUUUGGAUGAUGUGCUUUAAGUUGAAGCUGGAAAAGUAUUCUUGAAUCCCAGCCCAAACAGAAAUGAAGAAGCAUCUUUCAUGCUCUUUAUGAUUACUCUUUUUGGUGAUUUUUAAUUUCAGAUACAUUUGAUAGAACAAUACAAAGCUUUGCAAAGGGGUUUUAGUAGUUAAGGAUUUCUUACUGCUCCCGCAUUUCAUCAAAGGAUUUAUGAAUAGAUUUUCAUUUGUUCCUA